UCUAAACAAACACCUCAACAAAAACUACGCUAUUUAUAAGGAAAGAUUUCGAAAAAAGCUUACCAGAAUAUCAACACACAUCGCUUCAUCCACCGAAACCAUAAUUUUCUUUCGUCUUCAAAGAAGAAUUCCAAUUACAGUUCGUUUAGCCGUAAGUAAUCGAUUGAAUUUUCAAUUUCGAGGUGCUUUUUUCCGGUAGAGUUUUUGGUUGAGUUCGCGUUAAUUUCUCUUAUUUGAUGUCGGCGACCGGCGGAGCAACCGUUCCUUCAAUUGAUUUCAUUAAAACUAUAAUUGAGAACGAUAAUCCGCCGUUGGGAGUUAUGAGGAGUCUUCUGUAUAAUCCUGGCUUGAGUGUCGUCUGGACUCCCCAAGAACAGGCCGUCUUGGACGAACUGCUUCUCAAGUAUAGGAAGCGUAUGGAUGACUUUGCAAAUGGGUAUGCCCCAAUAUAUGAUCUUCUCGAGUGUUAUGCUCUAAUUUCCAAUUCACUGGAGAAUAAAACAAUUAGGGAUGUCGCAUUGCGUUGUAAAUGGAUGUCAUACCAAAAUCGGAUGGAAGAUAUAUGGUUUAUGUGUCCAUCAAAUGGUUCAUCUAACACUCAAUUCGCAGAGAACGAUGAAAUGUCAGAAAUUAAUGAACCUGCAAAACAGAUUCUCGAGGGAAAUUCACAAUCAUUAAAUCAAAUUUCAGCCAAUCUCGCAGGUUAUCAGAUCGACAGGAACAUGAAUUUGUUUAGCAAAGUUCGAGAGAAUAUAUAUCAUCUCUGGCAUCAGUCUAAUGAUCCAAGAUUCAUGCAACGAAUGCCAGAUCUUGACUAUGUGGACGAUCAACUUUUUGCAUUCCUUGAUGGACCUCUAUCGGUGUAUAAUCCAUAUUGAUACCUACGGCGUUCAAACUAUAAUGGUGGAUAUAUUUUGAU
Molecule: messenger RNA, 919 nt
Organism: Andrographis paniculata
Lineage: Eukaryota; Viridiplantae; Streptophyta; Magnoliopsida; Lamiales; Acanthaceae
Exons: 7
Coding region: 237-878 (213 amino acids)
Source: RefSeq, a predicted model, not a curated record